GAUAUGCACACGGCUGUUACAAUGGUGAAGAAGGACGCUAACGGACAAGACACGAAAAAGAAGGAAAUACUCAAGGGUUCUGAAAUAUUUUCAACGAAAGUAAACGGAGAACUGCCAGCUCGAAUCCUCAUUUCGGCCCCCGCUGGGAGGGGGAAGACCACGGCUGUCGCUAAGAUGGCUCACGAUUGGGUUCACAGAAAAAAGGGGUCAGCCUUAGAAGACCUGCCACUUCUGUUUGUUGUGAAAUUCCGAAACACAAAUCGGCUUACAUCGAUCGGAGAAGCUAUACAAACCCAGCUUUUGAGUGAUGUUGAUGAUCUCACACCAGAGGGUCUGGAGAGUUUCAUUAGACAGAAUCAGAGCAUCUGUCACAUCAUACUAGACGGCCUAGAUGAGUAUGCCGGUAUCUCUUCUUUAGAACGAAGCUCGGAGAGCAAUAUUUUCAGUGUCAUCCGCUGGGAGGAAUUUCCUGAGUGCCGAGUCCUUGUAACAACACGCCCUCACCUAGAAAACAUCUUCAAUCAAGAUGAACUUCCAAGGGUAUACACAAAGAUGUGGAUAGAAGGAUUCUCACGAGAUAGCUCACGUGAGUACAUCGACAAGUUCUUUGCUUCGACUUCGAAUAAUUAUAGCAGACAUGGUCAUGGUCUAAAGGUUUACCUUGAUGAACAACCGCUCAUUAAUGAACUUGUUAAAACACCUCUAUUUUGUCUCAUGGUCUGUCAUUUAUGGAGCGAAGGGCUUUUAAACACUGAAAUUGCAACUCAAACAGAAUUAUUAGACAGCGUGAAUGUUUUUUUGAUGCACCAUGCAAACGUCCGAUCAAAGUCAACGGUAAAAAUCACACGCAAAAAGUUGAGGAAAACCAUUUGUCAAUUAGGCAAAGUGGCCCUUAAUGGUUUGCUCGACAAUGCUAAAAAACUAGUCUUCACGCCUGAUGAUUUCCGUAAACUUCCCGCAAUCCUUGAAAGAGCAUGUGAGCUUGGGAUAGUAUCCAAGACGACUGUUUCAUUAACACGCCUUCCCCAGUCCAACGAGACCACUUCCACUACUAUUGAGUUUUAUCACAAACUCGCACAAGAACACUCGGCUGGGAAAUUUCUCGCUGAUCAAACAAACCACUUUCUGCUGCGCUUGAAGUUAUCUAAGUUAGACAGAGUACUGCUCAAGAUCAAAGCAAACAUCGGCGACUAUGAGAAUCUCAUCCGAUUUGCUGCUGGUACGGACAACAACCUAUGUAUACGAAUAAUGGAGAAGGUCCUUGCAAACAGCUUUGUGGAUGAGAGCGAGCGAUAUCGCAUUCUCCUUGACUGCUCAUCAGAGACCAAGGGUACCGAAGGAAAUGUGUCUUCGUUGGUUCAAAGAUGUGUGAAUGCACAAUGUAUUGUUCUAAGGGCACCGACUGUCUACACCGUCGUUGGGAUGCAAAAUCUUCCAAAGCAACUAAAACGUGAGGUAAAGACAGUAAAGUUCAAGGGGUGUACUUUAACAACCGACGUGACGAGUGGACUAUGGUCCUGCCUCCAAUCAUUUUCGAUGCUACAUACUCUCACCAUCUCAGACUCCUCUCUCAGUUUUCCUACAUCUCCUCCGGAGCUUCCAUCAUUUACAAAGUUAUCCGGCGAGAGAGUGAAUUCACUCUGCUACGAAGGUGUGCUCUUAUCGGUACCUGAUGUGAGAGAUAUUGAUGUAUUUAUCGAUGCUGCAGAGACGAGCAACACCUUUCAGAUUACCGCUGCCUCCAGGACUAUGGGUCAGGCCAGGGCUAGGGAUGAACACACUCACCACGGACAGGAAGAUUGA
This is a messenger RNA of Strongylocentrotus purpuratus (purple sea urchin), 1803 nucleotides long. RefSeq lists its product as uncharacterized. The coding region runs from base 4 to 1803 and encodes 599 amino acids. The record is from RefSeq and is a predicted model, not a curated record. NCBI's taxonomy places the organism in Eukaryota, Metazoa, Echinodermata, Echinoidea, Camarodonta, Strongylocentrotidae. The transcript has 3 exons.